Messenger RNA from Etheostoma cragini (Arkansas darter), 2819 nucleotides. It is a transcript of the gene tap2t, whose product is annotated as transporter associated with antigen processing, subunit type t, teleost specific. NCBI's taxonomy places the organism in Eukaryota, Metazoa, Chordata, Actinopteri, Perciformes, Percidae. Bases 354 to 2495 code for a protein of 713 amino acids. Gene Ontology annotation, biological process: transmembrane transport. Gene Ontology annotation, molecular function: ATP hydrolysis activity; ATP binding; ABC-type oligopeptide transporter activity. The record is from RefSeq and is a predicted model, not a curated record. The transcript is spliced from 13 exons. Gene Ontology annotation, cellular component: membrane.
UGACUGCAUUUGAGUCUGUUUAUAAGAGUAAAAUUUAAAGAUCAAGUUUAAAAAGUGUCAAUUUUACGACAUAAAAAGAAGUGAAUGAGUCCCGUGUUUGCCAUGCCGUGUGUUAUCUCUGUGUUUCUGGUGUCCGGGGGUGAUACAGUUAAACCACGCGCCCCCAAACAGAAAGUAAAAGUGAAAAUGAACCAGCUCUCUGUAGCUCUGAGCUAAAUGUCGACUGAGGGACACACACGGUAUAAGUGAUGUUUGAUGGACUUCAGGGGACCUGGAUGCUGCUGAGGUCCCUCUGUACUCUCACUAUCUGAUCCGAUUAAACCUCCUACAGUCUCAUCAUCCAACAAAGGAAAAUGGAUCCAGUGUCAGCAUGUGGAUUGUUCAUUAUUGUGUUCGACGCGGUGCUUUGUUUGGCGCUGUGGGCCGGACUGGUGGUGCUGAAGUGCUCCAGCUGUGGUGGACUGGCAGGCGUGUGGGCCUUUGGAGCAGCAAAGUGGGCCGUUCUCCAUGUUUUCACAUCCGUGCUGACGGAUGGGAAGCCCCAGGCGGUGCUCCGCAGGUUGGUGGCGCUCCUCUGCCUCCUCUCUCCUGUGUUUGAAAGCGGACGGGUCUUUAUGGCGCCUCCCUCGGAGGCGUAUACAGGACCGUCUCCUAACCUCAGCAUGCUGCUCCUGGGCCUCGUGUCCUCAUCCCUGGCCUGUGUGGUUUGGGAAAAAACACUCUGUGGUGAUUCAACGAAGACAAAGGACAGCACUGAACAGGAUGCCUGGCCACUGCUUAUGAGGAUGCUGAAAUACUUCAAACCAGACACCUUCUACCUUAUUGCAGCUUUCGGUUUCCUCAUCUUAGGUGUCAUCUGUGAUACAUACAUCCCACUGUAUCAGGGCAACGUCAUUGAUAUGCUCAGAGGUGAACUACUUCAGACCAGCUUCUUUUAUGCAGUUGGACAGCUGGCACUUGUCUCUCUUGGAAGCGCUCUGUUCUCCGGCUUUAGAGGAGGCAUAUUCAUGUGCACCCUGACCAGACUGAACAGGAGACUGAAACAUCUGCUGUUUCACACCCUCCUGCAGCAGGACAUGCACUUCUUUGAGGAGAACAAUCCUGGACGUCUGUCCUCCCGCCUGCACUCGGAUGUGGACAGGAUGGGCCGCACAGUUGCACUGAACGCCAACGUGCUGGUCCGCAGCACAGUCAAAACCGGCCUCAUGCUCACGGUGAUGCUAGGCCUGUCCUGGGAGCUCACUGUGCUCACCUGCAUAGAGAUGCCACUUCUGGCCUUCCUGCAGAACAAAUACAUCACCUUGUCCAAGGAGCUGAAAGAUCAGAUGCAGGACUGCCACGCUCAGAACAAAGACCUGGCCUUCCAGACCUUCAGCGGGAUUCACACGGUCCGAAGCUUUAAGGCAGAGAAAGACGAACUGAGAAGGUUUAAGGAGUCUCUGGACCGCAUGUGCGCCGUGCAGAGACGUUCAAACAUCUACAGCUCAGUCUUCUGCUUAAUGCGCAGGUUGGUGAGUCUGGGGAUAAAGAUACUGAUGCUGGUCCAGGCCCGAGGGCUCAUCCUGGCGGGUCACCUUAGCAUUGGUAGUCUCGUCUCCUUCUUCUUGUACCAGAAGCCCAUGUCAGUCAAUUUAAAGGAGCUUCUGUAUUGCUGCGGAGACACGAUGUCCACCGUCGGAGUCAUCUCCAAAGUGUUCAGUUAUCUUGACAGAACACCACAGUGCGAGAAGACGGGAGAGUUAGCUCCUGAGAAGCUGGAGGGAAGAGUUGUUUUCCAAAAUGUCACCUUCACGUAUCCCUCAGCUUCUGAAGACAAACCAGCUCUGAAGUCGGUUUCUAUAGAACUUCGGCCGGGACGGAUGACCGCCCUGGUGGGUCCCUCCGGCAGUGGGAAGUCUUCCUGUGUCAGCCUCCUGAAGAGGCUGUAUGAACCUCAGGGGGGGCAGAUCCUGCUGGACGGAGAACCGCUGCACCAUUACAACCACAAAUACCUUCACCAAAAGAUGGCCCUGGUAUCCCAGAAUCCCGUGCUGUUUUCUGGUUCGCUGAAAUACAACAUCACGUACGGCCUGAAGGACUGCCCCGUUGAGAAGGUGAAGGAAGCGGCAAAGAAGGCCAACGCUGACGUCUUCAUCUCUAAACUGGAGGAGAAAUAUGACACAGAUGUAGGUGAGUGUGGAGGCAAACUUUCAGAGGGACAGAGGCAGAGCAUCGCCAUCGUCAGGGCUCUGGUUCGAGAGCCGCAGGUCGUCAUUCUGGAUGAGGCUACCAGCAAACUGGAUGUAGAAGUGCAGCACGCCGUGCUGCAGGAGGUUCUGGCCCGGGGGCGGACCGUCCUGGUGGUGACUCACCAGCUGCAGACUGUGGAGAAGGCGGAUCACAUCGUCUUCUUAGAGAAGGGAGCCGUCGUGGAGGAGGGGACGCACCAGGAACUCAUGGCCAAGAGAGGACGCUACCAUCGUCUGAAAGAGGAACUCUUCUCUGAACUCAGCUGAGAAGAGAUCAGUAAAUGUAGUUUUACUGUUUCUACAUGAAUGUUAGAUGCAACAAAUGUUCCUGACCUGGUAACCUGUCGAUUCAUCCGGGGCAGGAAGUAGCGGGUGUGUUCUGCAUGUUAUGUAAAUAUGAGCAUAAAUUAUGUUUAUGUCUUAAAAGGAUUUAACUUUGUUGUUUGAUGUCGUCACGCAGACAAAGGUGACUUUAUAAAUUAUAAUAUAAAAGUGGGAAAAAAUUACCUUUUACACUCUGUUAGUAAUCACUACACACAGGCCUGAAAUACACACAUGCUCAGGACCUGUUCAUGCACAAAUGGAGAGAUG